Suillus subaureus is the source of this 2079-nucleotide messenger RNA. RefSeq lists its product as uncharacterized. Gene Ontology annotation, cellular component: ubiquitin ligase complex; cytoplasm. The transcript has 7 exons. Lineage: Eukaryota; Fungi; Basidiomycota; Agaricomycetes; Boletales; Suillaceae. The record is from RefSeq and is a predicted model, not a curated record. Gene Ontology annotation, molecular function: ubiquitin protein ligase activity; ubiquitin conjugating enzyme binding. The coding region runs from base 76 to 1962 and encodes 628 amino acids. Gene Ontology annotation, biological process: protein polyubiquitination; ubiquitin-dependent protein catabolic process; positive regulation of proteasomal ubiquitin-dependent protein catabolic process.
GUUUAUUGUAAGCAGCAUUGCAGCGCCGUUCAGCCACUCCUUUUGAUCAGUGAUCAUAACCGUUACGCGACAGUUAUGGUCUCAAAGAUUCCUCUCAGUGGACCCGACGAUAGCAUCGUGGAUAUCUUGCAAGGAAGGGAGCGCAUCGUAUCUUACCCUGGCACAAGUCAGUUCAAUGGUCGCGGUAUAUCUGCAUGUGGCCUUGCAGCCAUGAAUUUUGCGAGAGUUCUCUCUGACCUCGUUCACAUACAUAGUCAGGACAGGAUGAUAGAUCUGCUUCGAGCUAUCACCAGCAAAGAGGUCAUUCAAGACAUUGUCUCUAUCUGCUCAGGAUGGUCAAGUGACUUGCACUUGGACGUGGAAGAAAUCCAGCAGGUUCCCUUAUUCGAGAAGUCUCUGAAGCAUGUAUCAACACGGUUUGGUCCCCCAAAGGCGAAGUAUUUCAGGCGUACCCUGGAAUAUAUGCAAACCUUGAGCUCCUCGGCUACUGUCAUCAUCACCCGCCCUCCUGAGAUCAUCGCAUGCACGCUGAUUAAAGGAUUAGAGACGGAUGUCUUCGUGAUUUUUGAUUCUCACCCGCGGCCAAGCUAUCCAGCUGGUUCUGGCCUUAUUCUCAAUACAUCGAUUGACCAAGCGGUCUCACGCUUGGCCAGCAUAUUGCCUGCUAUCGACAGCCAUCUUCUUUCCCUGAGUGGCUUGCAAUGGCAAGCUCAGCUGCUUAAUAACGUCUCGGGCCAUAUCUUUAUGUCAAAUGGACCACCUUCAGAUAUGCGAGGCAUGCAGCACACUGUCGUUGAAUCCAGCCUAGCCGUUCUGAGAUUGCGAGCCGAAGUGGCCGAGUUGACGCAGAAAAAUGAGAGGCUGGCUGAAGAAAACGCGACACUCGAAGAAGAGGUUCAACGCUUGGAUGAUGCUUUGAGCAUUGAGAGGAAGAAAGUGGUGUCGCUUCAGGAACCCUCCAAGAUCGUGCAGAGCAGCAGUGAACGACACUUCACUUCAAAGCCUCUCCCUUCGCGGCCCUCAAAUGGAAUAGCUGGAUCAUCACGGCUGGCUCCGCUCAACUUCUUGUCCUCGUCCUCGUCCUCGUCACCUAACAAAGUAACGAACAAGGGUCGCGGUCGUGAUGCAGAUGCAUGGUCAUCGCUUUAUGAUACGGUCAAGGAAGAUCUAGGGCAUGAGUGGGGGCUUGACAGCCUGAAUUCAGCCGCAGCCCUCGAGUUGCAGCAAUCUUUUGACGUCGAAGAUUUGCAACUUCGAGAUCAGAUGCAGACUCUGGCUGCCUCACUCCCACACAUUUUUUCGUGCGUAAUAUGCAUGGAAGAACAACCUGUGGACGACAGUGUGGAUCUUGAAUGUGAUCACUCGAUAUGCAGAACUUGUAUCCGAGGACAUAUUUGCUCUAAGAUCGAAGAACAUCGUUUUCCAGUCCUGUGUCCCGUUUGCAUGACAGAAAAUAAUAACCGUCAACCUGCAGCGAUUUCGGGACUCCUCGUGCAGCAAAUUGGUGUCAAUGAGCGGCAAUAUACGAUUUGGGAAGACAUGGAACUAAGCCAGCUUUCAGUUCUCCUUCACUGCCGCAAAUGUCAGCGUUCAGUGCCAGUAGACAAACAGGAACAUGAUGAAUCUCGCAUGCUGGUUUGUCCUCUGCCCGAUUGUGACCAUAUUUGGUGCAAAGCGUGCCAGCAAUCUUUCAUAAUUGGCGGUCCUCCCCACUCUUGUGACGGCACCUCGGAACUGGACCAUUUAAUGAAGCAGCGUGGGUGGAAGUAUUGCCCAAACUGCAAAACACCGGUCCAGAGGGACGGGGGAUGCAGUCAUAUGACCUGCAUCUCCCCGGCCUGCAACACUCACUUUUGCUACAUUUGUGGACAAAAUAUUGUUCGUAGCGCCUUGCAAAGUGACAUUCGGACCGCGGUCGCUGCUCACUAUCGCGCUUGCAAACUGUUUGAUUACCCCGAGUGAGGCACUCGGCAGUAGUGGACGGGAGUGUUGUAGGUUUAAGUGGGUUACAAGUCGGACUGUAACAUCUUUGUCGUAUAAUUCCAGAAAUGCAAUUUGAGCCUAUGGCAUGAGGGACAG